AUGGCAUCUCAGGGACCUCCGCCAACCCAAGGCGACCCCGCCGGCGUCAGAUUCGAAGCGUACCCGCUCGCGCCCGUUGGCACCUUUCUGGGCAUCGCAUGCAUCACGACGGGGCUCCGCAUUUACUGGCGGAUUCGGCCAACCUGGCGUAUUGGCGCCGAUGACUACACGCUUGUCUUCGCCCUAGUCCUGACUAUUGUCUGGUAUGGCAUUGACGUGGCAAUGUACCACUACGGCCGGGGCAUCGAGGGCUUUAUGCCGGAUCCUUGGACCAUGGGCCCAUUAAUCGUCGCGGACGGAGUGCUUUGGGUAUGGGGGCUCAACGUGAUCCGCAUCUCGGCCGCCUUGCUGCUGCUCCGGCUCAAGGACUCGCUGCCGUGGAAGCUGGCGCUCUGGACUGUCAUCACGGUUCAGGCGUGUAUGCUCGUCGUUGGCACCACCAUGCACCUCGUCAUGUGCCAACCCAUCUCGGCUCGGUGGGCGCCGACGCCAACGGCAAAAUGUAUUCCUGUGCCGAACUUUAUGAUAUACGGCUACGUUUAUAGCGGCCUCACCAUCGCAUCUGACUUCACCAUCUCCAUCCUACCCAUCACUUUUAUCCGCACCCUCCGCCGGCCGUUCUACGAAAAGUUCCUCAUCGGCUGCCUCAUGACCGCCGGAAUGGGUGCCACCGGCAUCGCCAUCGCGCGUUUGCUCCUCAUCAUGGGCUACCUCGGCAAGGGAGGGGCCAGGAUCAACGCGCUGCAGGAUUUCCUCUGGGGCAUGGAACUGACCAUCGGCGUGCUGGCGACCUCUCUGCCGACGCUCAAGGCACCGGUGCACGGCCUGCUGCAGUCGUGGGGUGUGCUGCGGUCCACCUCCUCCAGCAGUGACAUGUCGCCCGACAGCUUCCUCGACGACCUCACCAACGGACCGCACGUUGAGAACCAGAUGAGGCAGUGGGACUCGCUCUCUGGCAUUCGUUUAGAGUACGCCCCGAACCACAACUUGCGGUUGCGUCUCGGGGAAAAUGCAGUCAGUUUUGAGCAACGUCUGCGCUGGGCUAUCCAGGUCGCCGAAACAAUCAAAUUCAUCCAUGACGCUGGCGUCAUCCACGGAGACCUGACCUGCGCAAACAUAUUUUUGGAUGCCAACCUCAACGCAAGAGUAGCCGACUUUGCCGGGUCAUCGAUAGAUGGCUCGCCAUUGCUAAUUGUCGUUACCGAGAGCCACGAAUUUCCAGGGCCGUUAUUGUCGACCCGAGCCGACCUAUUCGCACUCGGCAGCGUGCUUUAUGAGAUCACAACGGGCCAACCCCCUUACCAAGGGUUGAAGGACACCGAGAUCCGCGCUCGGUACCUCGAGCACGAUUUUCCCGAUACAACGUCGCUUAGAGCAAUUGGUUCCGUUAUUGAGAAAUGCUGGCACGGCAAAUACCCGGAGGCCCGGGCAGUUAUUGAGGCUCUAAAAGGAACACCUCCGAAUUCCAUCCAAAGCUAG
This is a messenger RNA of Chaetomium fimeti, 1479 nucleotides long. Its product is annotated as kinase-like domain-containing protein. Gene Ontology annotation, biological process: protein phosphorylation. The coding region runs from base 1 to 1479 and encodes 492 amino acids. The transcript has 4 exons. The record is from RefSeq and is a predicted model, not a curated record. Gene Ontology annotation, molecular function: ATP binding; protein kinase activity. NCBI's taxonomy places the organism in Eukaryota, Fungi, Ascomycota, Sordariomycetes, Sordariales, Chaetomiaceae.